UCCACGUUCAGCAUAAACUUGUUUAACUGUUGACAAUUUUUAAAUUUAAGCUCGCUUUUACUCACUAGUUUGCAAUUAACAUGAAUAAUAAUUAGUCAGUAAAAAAGUCUGGUGUCUGUGAACUGAAGUCAGUUUGUGAUCUGAAAUAUUAAAAUUUAAAUUUGAAUAUUUAAAUAUUUUGGUGUUAAUUUCAAGGUUUUUGUGAUAAAUCAGUCGAAAAUUAAAAAAUAAUAACGAUGUCAGCAUCACCAAUAGCACGUCAAGUUACCCAGAAUCAAAAUAUACCAUGUAAAAGAAUUGUUAUUUCUGAUCCAAAUCAAUUACCUGUGGAUUAUUCGUCAACACCUGGAGGUACUUUGUACUCAACAACACCAGGAGGAACACGAAUCGUUUAUGAAAGGGCUUUCCUUAUGAACUUAAGAAACUCUCCAAUUUCAAAAACUCCACCAAACAUAACGACAAUUCCUGCGGAAUUACUCAAAGGAUCUCCAACAAUAACAUCAACUCAUGUACCCACGUGCAAUAAACCGACCAAAGAUAUCACAGUAAUUGAAGAAGUUCCUGAGCAAUUCCAAAUGGAUAUGUAGGGAUUUCAAAAAUAUAUGAAAGCUGUGAUUAAGAAGUGUUCAUUGCAGUGUAUUUUUGUUAUCAUUUUACCAAUCAUUGAAGCAAUUAAUUUUUUUAAGUCUAAGUUUAUACAUAAAUUUUUAUUAGUUUUUAAAACUGGUAAUAAAUUAAAUUAUAAUGUUUUGUAAAGUGAUUGUGAAUAUGAUAAUAUUUCUGUGUUCGUAUGUAAUUAAAAAAUAAAAAAACAUUUUAAUGAUAA
Microplitis demolitor is the source of this 826-nucleotide messenger RNA. RefSeq names its product eukaryotic translation initiation factor 4E-binding protein (gene Thor). The record is from RefSeq and is a predicted model, not a curated record. Gene Ontology annotation, molecular function: eukaryotic initiation factor 4E binding. The coding region runs from base 237 to 587 and encodes 116 amino acids. Gene Ontology annotation, cellular component: cytoplasm. The transcript is spliced from 4 exons. NCBI's taxonomy places the organism in Eukaryota, Metazoa, Arthropoda, Insecta, Hymenoptera, Braconidae. Gene Ontology annotation, biological process: negative regulation of translational initiation.